Molecule: messenger RNA, 5884 nt
Organism: Oncorhynchus tshawytscha (Chinook salmon)
Lineage: Eukaryota; Metazoa; Chordata; Actinopteri; Salmoniformes; Salmonidae
Product: cAMP and cAMP-inhibited cGMP 3',5'-cyclic phosphodiesterase 10A
Exons: 20
Coding region: 15-2744 (909 amino acids)
Biological process (GO): signal transduction; negative regulation of receptor guanylyl cyclase signaling pathway
Molecular function (GO): protein binding; 3',5'-cGMP-stimulated cyclic-nucleotide phosphodiesterase activity
Source: RefSeq, a predicted model, not a curated record
UAUAACCUAUUUCAAUGAUGUUGUUAUUCUAUACAGUGUUGUCUGUCCAUAAUGUCAUGUUCCACACACAGCAGGUUCCCUGUUGUAAUGUUGUUAUGGUUUCUAUUGCCUACAUUAAGUUGACAGUUGGUGCCAGUACUGAGCAGCCUACCUUUUCAGGUUCUGCUACUACACGGUCACUCUAUACAUACACCUGUCUUUUCCUAUGGUUUUCUACUCCCUUUGUUGUGAUGAGCACAACAAAGUGUGUCCUAGCUGUUUUCCUUGUUUCCUUGUCUCCUUCUCCACUGCAGUGUAACUCAUUGUUUUGUCUUCUUCUUUCAGAUGACACGUCAUCAGGCAGUAGGUACCAGGACAGUAACAUGCAGAACGUGGUACAUGACCUCACCAGUUACCUGGAACAGCGGCUGGACCCCGGAGGAGACAACAAGCUUCUAUUCUAUGACUUGUGCACCAUCAUCAAAACAGCCACGAAAGCAGACGGAUUUGCACUUUACCACUUGGGAGAAUGCAACAAUAGCUUGUGUUUGUUUAAACCGGCGGGGGCUAAGGACGGUCCUCCCACCUUCAUCCCAGCUGGUCCCAUCACGUUUGGGACCACCAUCGCCGCUCAUGUCGCCACAACACGCAAAAUACUGCUAGUAGAGGACAUCACAGGGGACGAGCGUUUCCCUGAAGGCACAGGGCAGGACUCAGACUCAGGGAUUCAUGUUCACUCUGUCCUGUGCCUCCCCAUCCUCACGGCCAUCGGUGACCUCAUAGCUAUCCUGGAGCUGCAUCGGCACAGAGGCCACGAGCCCUUCAAUAUCAGCAACCAGGAGGUUGCGACGGCGAGUUUAGCAUGGGCAUCUGUAGCUAUUCACCAAGUACAGGUGUGCAGAGGCCUAGCCAAACAGACCGAGCUCAAUGACUUCCUGCUAGAUGUGUCAAAAACGUACUUUGACAACAUUGUGGCAAUAGAUUCUCUACUUGAACACAUAAUGAUAUAUGCAAAAAACCUGGUGAAUGCGGACAGAUGUGCACUGUUCCAGGUGGACCACAAUAACAAUGAACUGUACUCAGACCUGUUCGACAUCGGGGAGGAGAACGAGGGCAAACCUGUCUUCAGGAAAACCAAAGAGAUUAGGUUUUCUAUAGAGAAAGGUAUAGCGGGCCAAGUGGCACGGACGGGGGAGGUCCUUAACAUCCCAGACGCCUAUGCAGACCCACGCUUUAAUAGAGAGGUAGACCUCUAUACGGGCUACACCACGCGGAACAUCCUAUGCAUGCCCAUCGUUUCCAGGGGGACCGUAAUAGGGGUCGUACAGAUGGUUAACAAGCUGUGUGGAAGUGCCUUCACCAAAACAGACGAGAACAACUUCAAGAUGUUCGCCGUCUUCUGUGCUCUAGCCUUGCACUGUGCCAACAUGUACCACCGGAUCAGGCACUCUGAGUGUAUCUACAGGGUAACCAUGGAGAAGUUGUCCUACCACAGUAUCUGUACUUCAGAGGAGUGGAAGACCCUCACGAAGCUGGACCUUCCUACACCCUUAUACAAAGAGAUAGAACUGUUUCAUUUUGACAUUAGUCAGUUUGAGGAGCUGUGGCCGGCUGUCUUUGUUUACAUGGUCCACAACUCAUGUGGAGAGACCAGUUUUGAGCUGGAGAAGUUGUGCAGGUUCACUAUGUCUGUGAGGAAGAAUUAUCGGCGUGUUCCCUACCACAACUGGAAACAUGCGGUGAACGUGGCUCACUGUAUGUACGCCAUACUACAGAAGACCACCGGCAUCUUCACUGAGAUAGAGAAGAAGGGUCUGCUGAUAGCCUGUCUAUGUCAUGAUCUGGACCAUCGAGGAUACAGUAACACCUACCUGCAGAAGUUUGACCAUCCUCUAGCUGCCCUGUACAGCACGUCUACAAUGGAGCAACACCACUUCUCCCAGACUGUAUCCAUCCUGCAGCUGGAAGGGCACAAUGUUUUCUCCAACCUGACUUCCAGUGAGUACGAGCAGGUGUUAGAGAUCAUCCGCAAGGCCAUCAUCGCUACAGAUCUGGCGCUCUACUUCGGCAACCGCAAACAGCUAGCUGAGCUACUGACCACGGAGGCACUGGACCUAGACAACCACCAACACAGGGACCGUGUGAUUGGUCUGAUGAUGACAGCAUGUGACCUGUGUUCCGUUACCAAGCUGUGGCCAAUCACACGACUCACGGCUAAUGACAUCUACGCUGAGUUCUGGGCCGAGGGGGAUGAGAUGAAGAAGAUAGGUAUACAGCCCAUCCCUAUGAUGGACAGAGAUAAGAAGGAAGAGGUUCCUCAGGGGCAGGUGGGGUUCUACAAUGCUGUUGCACUCCCAUGUUAUACCACCUUAUCUGAGCUCUUCCCCCCUUCCAGCCCUCUUCUACAAGCCUGCAAGGAGAACCUUGGUCAGUGGGAGAAGAUAGUAAAUGGAGAGGAGGUGGACAGUGGAGUGAGAGGAGUGUGGGCUCCGUCAGAGCCUGUUGAUCCCAGGGCAGAGCCUGUUGACCCCAGGGCAGAGCCUGUUGACCCCAGGGCAGAGCCUGUUGACCCCAGGGCAGAGCCUGUUGACCCCAGGGCAGAGCCUGUUGAUCCCAGGGCAGAGCCUGUUGAUCCCAGGGCAGAGCCUGUUGAUCCCAGGGCAGAGCCUGUUGAUCCCAGGGCAGAGCCUGUUGAUCCCAGGGUAGAGCCCAGCACUGAGGAACCAUCGAACCACGACUCAGGCCCUGUGAAGGUGGACAACUGACUGGCAGUGAAGCCACGGCUCGCCCUCACUACUUCACAAGUCAAUACGCCCUCAACACAUCCCCUGCCAUUAACAGGGACUACUUCCUGUCUGAACUGUUAGAGCCUCACUUCAUGCUGAAGGAGGGGGACACAUGCGUAGGGACUAGGGAAGGUGAUUGGUGGAUUUCACAAACAAGGGGAUUCCUUUCAGGACCACACAGUUACCUCAUUGGGUGAGGGAGGUGAGGAGUAAACCCUGACAGUGUUCAUUGCUCUGUAGACACACGGAUGGACGGCUGGAGGACAGCGGGCUCUGGUUCAUUAGGCACGAAACGGAAGCUAACGGGCCGAAACAGGGAGGAACUACCUGGACUUGUCCUUGAGGUGGGGACUCACCUGAUCAACUCCACUGCUUGGGAACCAAUUCAUACCUAUCCAAAUGGAUCCGUAUGUCUGUGGUGUUGUUUUUUUUUGGUCUGUUUUAGUUGGUUUGUUUUUAAUAGAUUUAAAUUGUGGCUGGUUUGUUUUAUGUUCCGGUCUUGUGAUUUGCAGAGGCCUUAGUCUUUACACUCUAAUCCUUUAAAAAGGUCAGGAGGUGCGAAAUCUUGACUGUUUUUUUUGUUGUUUUUUGUCAUUUCAGACUUUAUGAAUGUGUCUGAAAUGGCACCCUAAUCCACUACAUAGUGCACUACUUUUGACCGGAACAAUAUGGGCCCUGUUCAAAAGUAGUGCACUGUAUUGGUACUGUUUGUUUGCCUGCAGUGGUAGACUGACUAACUUAUCGCAAGCAGAACUACAUGGGAGGAGGUGGUUGGCUCUCAAAGAGAGACAGAAAGAAUGUUUAUUAGAAUGUCGCAACGAAUGUUAUAGAAUGUUUUCUGGCACUUUGAGCAACAAAGUGUUUUUGCAGUACUUGAAUGAAGACAUAUUGAGAAAAAACAUACAGCCCUAGUCUCUUCUAUUCAGAAACCGCGUCUUGUGUAAAGCACAGACAGACAAAGUUAGUGUGACCAACAGGGCUGAGUUCGAUCAUGUCAACAUUUAGCAAGUCGUGUCACACGAGGGUCACAAUGUUCUAUGCCGAAAUAGCACCCAACACCCAGGCAAACCUGAGUUCAAACAUUUUUUGAAAUAAUUUCAAAUACUUCAUUUGGGCUUGAUUGAGCUUGCCUGGCACAAUAAAACAAUUAGAAGAGUUGCAAGUGUAAAUCCUGCCCAUCUGGCAAUAUAUGCAGGCUAAAGCAAUUGCUAAAAGUAUUUGAAAGAUUUCCAAUAGUAUUUAAACCUACCAGAUCUGCAUCUCGCCACCCCGCUUACUUGCCACAAUCAAUCUUUUAGGUUCUAGGACCCAGAGCUUUAGGCAAUCAGUCUUUUAGGUUCUAGAACCCAGAGCUUUAGGCAAUCAGUCUUUUAGGUUCUAGAACCCAGAGCUUUAGGCAAUCAGACUUUUAGGUUCUAGAACCCAGAAUCUUGGGCAAUCAAUCUUUUAGGUUCUAGAACCCAGAAUCUUGGACAAUCAAUCUUUUAGGUUCUAGAACCCAGAGCUUUAGGCAAUAAGUCUGUUUUUGAGCUCUAGUUGUAGACUGGUCUCAGAUCUGUUUGUGCUGUCUUACCAACUAGAACAGCUCCCGAGUCAAGUCCAAUGGUACAUUGGUUCUCUGUACUGCGUUCAUAGCACACCAAGGCACAGGACAGACACGCACAUUGCUACAACGUUGAUUUAAAAUGAAUAGACAUUGAUUGAUAGCCAGAACAUUAUGUCAAGACAGCAGGCAUACGGAAUACUCUAUAGGGUUGCACAUUUUCCUUAACUUUCCCAAAAUUCCCCGGUUUUCCAGAAAUCUUGGUUGAAAGACUCUUGGAAUAAGGAGGAAAUCAAGGAAUCCGUCAACCAGGAUUUCUGGAAAACCGGGGAAUUUGGGAAAGUUACCACGAUUAAUACAGUAUCAUUUAUCAUUUGAAAACAUUGAUUUUGUGAAUAAUACUAUAUACCUCAAUUAAUCUAAUAUCGACAGUAAAUUUCCUUUGAUAUUUUUCUUACCAUUUCCAGUUGUAUUCAUAAAACGUUUGAGGUAUAUGUAUGAUAAUCGGCCCGUAGCAUUGUCACUUGCUUGUUCUAUCCAAACGGUCUCCUUGCUCCCUGUGCGCCUCUGACACAUGUACUGGAGCCCCUGAAGUGCUGGAGCAUGUCCAUGUCACAUAAACAACAAAAGCCGGUGAGUGCAUUGCUGACGUUGUUUUUUGCUUGAGACGUAAAGGUCUGCUCUCUCAGUGAUUAUAUUUUGUGCGGAUAAUCGGCCCGUAGCAUCCAAACGGUGCCGUCCCUUCCUCUCCGCUGUCUCACCGUUUCAGUUGGUGGCACAGGCACCUGCUCAGUGCGCACUGUUCUGGCUUUUUUGCAGUUAAGCCUCGGGGGUGUAGGUUCAGGAUGAGGCUUAGUCCUCGGGGGUGUAGGUUCAGGAUGAGGCUUAGUCCUCGGGGGUGUAGGUUCAGGAUGAGGCUUAGUCCUCGGAGGUGUAGGUUCAGGAUGAGGCUUAGGCCUCGGAGGUGUAGGUUCAGGAUGAGGCUUAGUCCUCGGGGUGUAGUUUCAGGAUGAGGCUUAGUCCUCGGGGUGUAGGUUCAGGAUGAGGCUUAGUCCUCGGAGGUGUAGGUUCAGGAUGAGUCUUAGGCCUCGGAGGUGUAGGUUCAGGAUGAGGCUUAGUCCUCGGGGUGUAGGUUCAGGAUGAGGCUUAGUCCUCUGGGGUGUAGGUUCAGGAUGAGGCUUAGUCCUCAAGGGUGUAGGUUCAGGAUGAGGCUUAGUCCUCGGGGGUGUAGGUUCAGGAUGAGGCUUAGUCCUCGGGGGUGUAGGUUCAGGACGAGGCUUAGUCCUCGGGGGUGUAGGUUCAGGAUGAGGCUUAGUCCUCGGAGGUGUAGGUUCAGGAUGAGUCUUAGGCCUCGGAGGUGUAGGUUCAGGAUGAGGCUUAGUCCUCGGGGGUGUAGGUUCAGGAUGAGGCUUAGUCCUCAAGGGUGUAGGUUCAGGAUGAGGCUUAGUCCUCGGGGGUGUAGUGGUCCCAUGGUGUUUAUGUUUGCAUACUAUUGUUUGUACAGAUGAACGUGGCACCUUCAGGCAUUUGGAAAUUGCUCCCAAGGAUGAACCAGACUUGUGGAGGUCUACAAUUU